Messenger RNA from Aspergillus niger, 639 nucleotides. RefSeq lists its product as uncharacterized. The transcript has a single exon. Lineage: Eukaryota; Fungi; Ascomycota; Eurotiomycetes; Eurotiales; Aspergillaceae. The record is from RefSeq and is a predicted model, not a curated record. Bases 1 to 639 code for a protein of 212 amino acids.
AUGCAGGCGAAUUCAACUGCUAGAGACCGUAGUCCGUCGGUGUAUUCUCGCUCGGGAAACGCGUCUCCGAGUCGCCCAUCCACGCCCAGCUCCUUUGAAUGUUUUCUUACAUUACAAGGUGGUCGCAGCUCCGCAUUGGAGGCAUUGCCGUCGACUAUCCAACAAGCCAAACAGAAGCCCCUGACAGAAAGUGAAGAGUAUCAGAGGGCGAUUUUUGACGCAUCUUUUCUCAAGGCUGAGAAUGAGUGGCUUCGCCGAUCGCGAAAGUCGGCAGCGGCGCUUCACGAGGGCACGGUUGUACCAUCAGCAGAACUGCUCAAUCUCAGUGCGAAUGACAUCCAGGAAGCCCUCACAUGUUUUCACAUUGGCUUUGCUGCUGCAGAACAAUUAAUUCACCGCUCCAGGCACUCUGCAGCAGCUGAUGUCGCAAUCACUUUACAAGAGCUGAUCCCCGCCUUCGAACAAUGUCGAAGGGGAUUGGACAGCUUACGCACUGCUGCGGCGAACCUUGAAGAGGGAGGAAGGACAUUUUCUGCACAGAUCCAGAAAUCGAAUCGCAGCUACGCUGAAUUCUUUGGUAUCAACUACGAUCAAAGCAUCGCGCCGGCUGCCGGACCGCGGACAAGGAGGACUAGGUGA